AGGAGAAUUGAGAUGUGGAUUUAGAGGGCGGGGUUGUUUAAGCCAAGCCCUACUUACAUAUCAGCUGCUUCAAAGCCAUUGUGCCUUCGUUAGGGUUUGUUUGUCACUGUGCAUUAAGUGAGAUCGGGAGGUCCCACAAUGGUUUACCAUCCUGAAUUUGAAAAUGCUGGUAAAGAGCCUGGCCUGCAGAUCUGGAGAGUGGAGAAGUUGGAUCUAGUCGCUGUGCCCAAAAACCUCUAUGGAGAUUUCUUCACUGGAGAUGCGUAUCUUGUAAUGCGCACCAUUAAACAGCGAUCAGGAAACUUGCAGUAUGAUCUGCAUUUCUGGCUGGGGGAUUCGUGUUCCCAAGAUGAAAAAGGAGCUGCUGCCAUCUUCACUGUGCAGUUGGAUGAUUAUCUCGACGGCAAACCUGUCCAGUACAGAGAGGUGCAGGGCCAUGAGUCCAACAUCUUUCUGGGCAACUUCAAGUCUGGCAUCAAAUACAAGGCUGGAGGGGUAGCAUCAGGUUUCUCCCAUGUAGUGCCCAAUGAAGUAACAGUACAACGUCUGCUCCAUGUGAAGGGCCGCAGAACGGUGCGAGCAUUGGAGGUUCCUCUGACCUGGGACAGCUUCAACAAAGGAGACUGUUUCAUCGUUGACCUGGGCACAGAAAUUUUUCAGUGGUGUGGUUCAAAAUCCAACAGAUUUGAAAGGCUAAAGGCCACAUACAUCGCUAAAGGUAUCCGUGACAAUGAGAGAAGUGGCCGUGCCAAACUGCGUGUGAUGGAGGAAGGAAUGGAGCCUGAAAGGUUGAUUGAGGUUCUUGGACCAAAACCAGAUCUGCCAGAAGGAACUCGUGACGACGAUAUUAAAGUUGAUGCGUCGAACAGAAAACUGGCUAAAUUGUACAAGGUUUCAGAUGCAGCUGGUGAAGUUCAAUUAAACAUGGUGUCUGCAGAGAACCCAUUCAAGCAGAGCAUGUUGGACUCUGAAGAUAGCUUCAUCCUAGACAAUGGUUCCAAUGGGCAGAUCUUCGUGUGGAAAGGUAAGAAUGCUAAUCCAGAAGAACGGAAAGCUGCUCUGAAAGCUGCUGAAGACUUUAUUACAAAAAUGGGAUACCCCAAGCACACCCAGGUUCAGAUUCUGCCAGAGACCGGUGAGACCCCACUGUUCAAGCAAUUCUUCAAGAAUUGGGUUGACCUGUAUCAGACGGAGGGAAUGGGAACCUGUUACGUCUCUGGGCAGAUUGCCAAAAUUGAAAAAGUGCCUUUCGAUGCUGCAACUUUGCACGAGUCUCCUGCCAUGGCUGCUCAAUAUGGAAUGGUGGAUGAUGGGUCUGGAGAUAAAACGAUCUGGCGUAUUGAAGGCAGUGACAAAGUACCUGUUGACUCAAGUACUCAUGGCCAGUUCUACGGAGGGGACUGCUACAUUAUCCUGUAUCCUUACACCUUCUCAGGAAGACAGGGUCACAUCAUCUAUUACUGGCUGGGAAGUGAAUCGUCCCAGGAUGAAAUGGGUACUGCUGCCAUCUUGGCUGUCCAGCUUGACGAGGAGCUAGGUGGUGGCCCUGUCCAGGUCCGGGUGAUCCAGGGGAAGGAGCCAGCCCAUUUGAUGAGCAUGUUUGGAGGAAAGCCGAUGGUUGUUUACAAAGGUGGGACCUCCAGAGAAGGUGGCCAGACUGUGCCUGCAGACAAUCGCUUGUUUCAAGUCCGAGCCAGCAGCUCUGGAUCCACCAGAGCAGUGGAGGUCGAUGUUGUUGCCUCCAACCUGAAUUCAAAUGAUGUCUUUGUUCUGAAGACUCCUGAAUCAUCCUUUCUCUGGGUUGGCCAUGGAGCCAGUGACACUGAGAAGCAAGGAGCCCAGCAACUGCUGGACAUACUGGGAGUCAGUGCCUCUGAAAUAACAGAGGGCAGUGAACCAGAUGAAUUCUGGACGAUCUUGGGUGGAAAGACAGAUUAUCGCACUUCACUAAGACUGAAAAACAAAAUGGAUGUCCAUCCUCCUCGCCUCUUUGCAUGUUCGAACAAGACUGGGCGCUUCAUUAUUGAAGAGGUGCCUGGUGAACAGAUCCAGGAUGAUUUAGCCACUGAUGACGUCAUGAUUCUUGAUACGUGGGACCAGGUGUUUGUGUGGAUAGGUAAUGAAGCACAUGAAGAAGAAAAAGCUGAGGCCCAAAAAUCAGCUAAAGAAUAUAUUGAGACGGAUCCUUCCAACAGGGAUAAGAGGACACCGAUAGUAAUUGUCAAACAAGGUUUUGAGCCUCCCUCAUUCACUGGCUGGUUCCUGGGAUGGGAUUACGAUUACUGGAGUGUCGAUCCCUUCCAGCGGGUCAUGGAUGAACUUGCUGAAUCCUAAAGCCCUGGGAACAUUCCCUACUGUCACGCUUUUGGUCUCUUUAAGGAGCUUUGAAGAAAUAUGAAUGUUAAAGUUUCGCCAACCAUGAGCACUGCUGCUUACUGCAAUUUUUCUGUGCAAUAUUUAGGCUGUGCGUUUGGCAUUUGCCACAUGAUGCUGCCUCCUGCUUUCAAUAAUUAAUGAAUAAAGAUUGACUAUUUUGAGAGCAAAA
Rhincodon typus (whale shark) is the source of this 2545-nucleotide messenger RNA. RefSeq names its product gelsolin a (gene gsna). Lineage: Eukaryota; Metazoa; Chordata; Chondrichthyes; Orectolobiformes; Rhincodontidae. Gene Ontology annotation, cellular component: cytoplasm; actin cytoskeleton. The transcript has 17 exons. The record is from RefSeq and is a predicted model, not a curated record. Bases 139 to 2334 code for a protein of 731 amino acids. Gene Ontology annotation, biological process: actin polymerization or depolymerization; actin filament severing; barbed-end actin filament capping. Gene Ontology annotation, molecular function: actin filament binding; phosphatidylinositol-4,5-bisphosphate binding.